AUGGUAAGUGCUAUUCCAUACGGCUCAGACUUCGGCUUGGACGCCUCUUUGGAGACUCCCAUGACACUGCGGCAAUUCCUCGUGGCUUCUUCCCCCGCGCCCGCGCCUGCCACGAAGCGCCAGCGCCGAGAGGGACUGCAGGUUUUCAAUGCCCCUCCUCCGUACUUCUUCGUGGCGGUGGACCAGGAGCUUCAGCCGGAGCUUGCCGAGACCUUCGAGGCCUCACUGGACCUAUCAGCCGGAACAGAGCUUCCUUGGCCUCUUGGUGCCGUCGAGACGGGCCAGAAGCUGCCCUUCAGGGCCACGACACUUCAAUUCGCUGUGGGAGCUGAGGGGAGCGGCUCACCCAUGCACUUCCACCAAGACGCACUGAACUUGUGCCUGCGCGGCCGGAAGCGAUGGUGGCUGGUUCCUCCGAGCGAGGCUGCCUUCUCGAGGUGUCAUCCAUUGGAUGCCAUGGACAUGGGAACGUCGGCCAAAUCCGUCAAAGACUGCUUCGAGGGUGCCUGCGUCUUCGAGCAAGAGGAGGGCGACAUUGUCUACGUCCCAGACAUGUGGGGCCAUGCUGUCUUGAACCUGGAGGACCAUACCGUCUGCGUGGCGGCAGAGUUCGCAUAG
This is a messenger RNA of Symbiodinium sp. CCMP2456, 618 nucleotides long. Lineage: Eukaryota; Dinophyceae; Suessiales; Symbiodiniaceae. The record is from the annotation of a GenBank genome assembly.